UCACCUCCAGCUGGAGAGGUUUCUUCAAACGGGGUGAGAAAAGGAGAGAAGGGAAAACAAGCCGAGUCUGCGCUCAGAGGAAAAUCUGGGAUUAUAGAUGUGUAUCAGACACGACCUAGCGUUUACUUCCAGCGGAGGACUGCAGUCUCUGAGGGAUUUGUUUCAGUGUCCAGCAUGAAGAAAACCUCAGACUGAGAGGAAAUCUACAGCUCUGCAAUCAGAAACACCACUGAGGUUGUUUCAGACGCAUCUUCUGUCUUUCCUUAUUAAGCUACAUAGGUUACAACAGCUGUGAUUGCAAGUGGACCAACCGUGCGUGCGUUUGGGGUUGGCUAAAUGCCAGCCAGCAUUUUCUUGGGUGGAAGAUCUUGAAUCUCUGGUGCAUAACCAAAUGGGAUUCAGACGUUUGCUUAACGUUACCAGCUAACCUAACUAGGUUAGAAGCUAAGCUCCAUCAGAUUCAGGAGCCCAAGAUCAAGGUGAGCAUGCAUGAAAAAGAAUGAAAGGCAGUUAAAUUGAAAGAAAGAAUGAAUGAAUGAAUGAAUGAAUGAAUGGGAAGCCCAGAGCUCUGCUGAAGUUUUGGACCAGCAGAUCAUGGAUGCAAACAGCCUAAAAACAUGCCAAAAAUGCCCCCAUCCGGUGCAGUUCCUUCAUAUGCCCUCAUCCUGAAGAUUUAAGGGUCUGAAGAUCUUGAGGAGCUCCAUAUGGCUCUUUCCUGAAGACGCGCAGGAGCAGUAGACAAAGACCCGGAGCAGGAAUGAUCUGGGAGGUGGUGGUGGUGGAGGAGCAGAAGGAAUCACCUGCGCUUUCUGGAUGAUGGCAAAGGUCGUGGCUGUGAAGCUGUAUCUCGUCCUCAGCUGCUUGUCUCUGCGCUUGUCUUGGGUUUACCCGGCUGGUUGCAGUGGUAAAGUGGAGCUACACACUGAGAGAAGAGGCGUCAUCUACAGUCCGUCCUGGCCUCUGAACUACCCAGCUGGGGUCAACUGUUCAUGGAACAUCCAGGGAAACCGUGGAGAGGUCAUCACUAUAAGCUUCCACAGCUUUGACGUGGAGGAGUCUGGAGGGUGCAGAGGCGAUUGGCUGCUCCUGGGUCCCACCUGGAAGGAGGAGUAUCGAGUGUGCGGCUCUGUGCUGCCCCCUCCAUUCAUCUCCUCCAGGGGCCGUGUGUGGGUCCACUUUCACUCGCAGGGCAACAGCUCGGGCCUGGCCCAGGGCUUCCGACUCUCCUACAUACGCAGUCGUCUGGGUGAGAGCAGUUGUGAGAGUGAUGAGUAUUUGUGUGGUAAUGGGAAGUGUGUGCCGCGCUCUUGGCGCUGUAAUGGUUUAGAUGAGUGCGGUGAUAACACUGAUGAGAGGAGCUGCGCUCCUUCUCCCACCCCUGCCCGUGCCAGCCUGUGCCCACCCGGCACCUUAGAGUGCAGCCAUGCCCAGUCCACCCGCUGCCUGCCCUCUACUCUGCGCUGUAAUGGAGCGCUGGACUGCCCGGACGGUUCGGACGAGGCCCACUGCCCUGACAUCUCAUGCGGAAAACGUCUCGCCAACUUUUACGGAACUUUCGCCUCACCUGAUUUCUUCAGGCCCAACAGGAGCAGCGGGACGGACCUGUACUGCACCUGGCUUCUGGACACACAGGAUACGAAGCCCCUGCUCCUGCGUCUGGACCUGCAGCUGGGUGUGGGGGAUUCUCUGUGUGUGUAUGAUGGUUUGGGGGAGAGAGCUGAGCGUCUUCUGCAGAGUCUGUCCCACCACAACAACCACCGCCCUGCUGUCCUGGAGUCAUCGCAGGGUCAGAUGAGCGUACUGUACCACGCCAGACCACACAGCCAAGGUCACGGCUUCAACGCAUCAUACCAGGUGAAGGGUUAUUGUUUCCCAGGUGAGUUCCCCUGUGGUCCGGAUGAGGGUUGUUACUCGAAGCAGCAGCGCUGUGAUGGGUACUGGCACUGUCCAGGCGGCAGGGAUGAGGAGGGUUGCCCACCGUGCCCACCAGGACAGUAUCCUUGUGAAGGGGGUGGUGGAGCUUGCUAUCAGGCAUCAGAGCGCUGUGACAACCAGAAGAAAUGUCCAGGUGGAUCAGACGAAAAGAACUGCUUCUCUUGCCAGCCAGGAAACUUCCACUGCGGCACCAACCUCUGCAUCUUUGAGACGUGGCGGUGCGACGGGCAGGAGGACUGUCUGGACGGCAGCGAUGAGCGAGACUGCCCGGCCGCCGUGCCCCGCAAGGUCAUCACUGCCGCAUUAAUUGGCAGUCUGGUGUGCGGCCUGCUGCUGGUCAUCGCAUUGGGCUGUGCUUUCAAGCUCUAUUCGCUCCGGACAAGGGAGUACCGAGCUUUUGAAACACAGAUGACUCGACUGGAGGCGGAGUUUGUGCAGCGUGAAGCUCCACCCUCGUAUGGUCAGCUGAUCGCUCAGGGUCUUAUACCUCCAGUGGAGGACUUCCCUGCUUAUCACCCCAAUCAGGCCUCAAUCCUGCAGAAUCUCCGCACAGCCAUGCGCAGGCAGAUCCGUCGCCACUCUUCUCGCCGCGGAACGUCUCGCCGCAGGCUGGGUCGCCUCUGGAGCCGUCUCUUCCACCGCGGGAGCCGACUACGGGGUCAAAUCCCCCUGCUUACACCUCCCGGCCACGCGCACACACGCUCCCAUACCCAGCCUGCACCAGGCCUUCACAGUUACCGAGCGGCAGACGCUCGCAGGGGCGAGUCUGAGAACCGGCCUGGACUUGGACACGCGCUCGUCCCCUGCUCCGACGCGGCACUGGGUCUGGCUAUGCAGGCUCACGCUCAGGCUCUACAUUUACCCCACUGUGAGACUCCCCCUUCCCCCCUCUCACCUGCCUCACCACGGUCCACCUCCGACACACUGGAGGACGAAGACGAGGAGGACAGUGACCACAGGUCUCCUGAACUGGCAGAGGACAGUAUGAUGUCCAGCGUGAGGUCCAGUCUGGGCAGUGAAGCUCCCUCUGCUGGACACAGAGACAUGGACAAGCCUUCAGGAGCACCAGACGAGUCCUCAAACGGGUUGUACCGAUUGCGGGUGUCCAGAAGAACUGUGCAAAGUCUGGCUGCCGAGCUGGGAGGGGUAUCGGUCAAGCGCUAUUCUUCAUUAGCCAUUUCCCCCAUGUCCUCCCCAGAGUCUUUGACCUCGUCCAGCAGCCAAAAUGAGGAAGAAGGAUGCUCUCUGACGGACAAGGAGAAUGAAACCUUCGCAGACUCACACCCUGAAAUGAACUCUGACACUCGACCGCCAUCCCAACUCGAUGAAAACUCUAAAGAUUGGUCAAUUAAGGAAACCUUGCCUUGUGAUCUCACAAGCAGCGAUGAAGAGGAUGAUAUUCCAUCACUUUUUCCCAUGGAUUCAUACCACGGAGACUGAUGUAUGGACACACAGAGAGAAAGAGAGAGUGAAUGUGGCUAUGUGAGAAAAGCUAAAGCUCUACAGCAAUCAUGGAUUUACAUGCUCUGAUUUAGCAGGAUGUUUAUGCUAAUGGAUCACAAGGUUUGUGUUCAUCUGAAGGUUGGCCUAAAAAAAAAAAAAAAAAAAAUGAAUCGGCGAUUUUAUUGGAAACACCCACCUUAUAGAUCUGUCUUUUUAGGUGUACAGUUUAGCCUCUUUCACACAUUAUUUUUAAACUGGUAAUGUUCUGGUAUGUUCUCUUAUCUUUUUUUUAUGAGGACGAUGAAUGUUAAUAAUUGCCAUGUACAGCUCUGAAAAAAAAGAAAACACCUAAAGAUGAUGUUACUUUGAUUUGACCAAAUUGAAAACCUCUGAAAUAUAAUCAAGAGGAAGAUGGAUGAUCACAAGCCAUCAAACUAAGCUGAACUGCUUGAAAUUUUGCUCCAGGAGUGGCUUAAAUUUAUCCAAAAGCAGUGUGUAAGACUGGCGGAGAAAUAAUGCCAAGAUGCAUGAAAACUGUGAUUAAAAACAGGGUUAUUCCACCAUAUAUUAAUUUAUGAACUCUUAAAACCUUAUGAAUAUGAACUUGCAUUAUUUGAGGUCUGAAAGCUCUGCGACUUGUUUGUUAUUUCAGCCAUUCCUCAUUUUCUGCAAAUAAAUGCUCUAAAUGACAAUAUUUUUAUGUGGAAUUUGGGAGAAAUGUUGUCCGUAGUUUAUAGAAUAAAACAACAACGUUAAUUUUACUCAAACUUAAACCUAUAAAUAGCAAAAUCAGAGAAACUGAUUCAGAAGCUGAAGUGGUCUCUUAUUUAUUUCCAGAGCUGUAUGGUAAGUGCUGAUAGACAGAACAUGAGGUCAACAAUAAAACACCUUUUUUUUUGUUCAUUAUGUACCAAAAUACACAAAUGCAUACUUUUACAUUAUUUUAAAUACACAGAAUUUUAAUUAGUCACUUUUUGGAAACUGAAAAGCGCAUAUACUCAGUUGUACUGAUGUUCUGCUUUGCUGCAAACACUGCUUUGCAUUUGUGCUAAAGAAGCCAUGAACACACACAAGCUAUAUUUCAUGGUUUUACUACUCAAAUUAUCGCAGAAGGUAUUUGAGUAGUAGUAGGAGCUCCCUCAUUGAGAACUUUCAGUCUGAUAAACACAAGCAAGUGUGCUUUAUAUUUCUAAACUGUACAAAAACAAAAUUUAAAAAAGUUUUCUAAACUUUCCACAUUGUUAGCUUUAAUCUAGAUGUAGAUUAGACUCUGAAACUGCUUGUGUGAAAGGGGCUUUUUAGACUGUAGCCUGUGUUUUUUCGCGAUGCAGCAAAACAUUGUAAUUGUAGACCAGCGUCUAGCAGAUCUACUAAGGUUGGUGGUUCUGGUAAAUUUGAGUGAUUGAGUGGUCCUAAUACAGCACAGUGAAUCUGAAAGACACAGUGAGAUUUGCUGUUGCUGUGUGAAUAGAGCUGAAUUUUAAGAUUUUUGUGACACAAGCCUAAUACUCAGAUGAUUUCAUUAAUAAUUCUCUGCUCACUUAAACACAACAUGGAUUCUAUUGCAAUAUAACAAUAUUUCAAAUUCCAGGUGAUGUUUGGUUUUACAGUGGCCACAAAAAGCAUUCGGACACUUCAGGAUUGAUAAAGUAGGGACCUAUAUAAUAUAUAUUCACGUUUUUCUCAUGUCCCUCUGCUGACAACUGUUAUGGAGAUGCAGAUUUCAUUUUCCAGCAGGACCUCGCACACUGCCCACACUUCUAAAAUUACCAAUUGAUUUUAAUAUAAAAUUGACUUGUGGGUUUUCAUUGGCUGCAAGCCAUAAUCAUCAACAAUAAAAGAAAUAAAAUGAAUAAUUGAUAACUCUGUGUGCAAUACAUCUAUAUAACAUGAGUUUCACAUUUUGAACUGAAUUACUGAAAUAAAGUAAGUUUUCAAUUAUAUUCUAAUUUUUUGAGAUGCACCAAUACAAACCUGCAGAGUUCUGUUAAAUUAUUUUGGAAACAAAUUAAAAUAUACACUUUAAGAAACUAAAGACAUCACAUUACAAAUCAUUUUUAGUCCCUGUAGAGAAGUACUGGCAAAAGAAUAGGAAUAGCUGUUGCAUAUAAAUUAAUCUAUGAUCCUAUUUGAAUCAUAUCUGAUGUAAAGCCCCCAAGAACUAACCUGUAGGGCACUGGAACUGUGUUUUCUGUAAAGAUGGGGCUCCAUCGAAUACAUCUGGUUGGUUUAGGUUUGGGAUGACGUGCAAUGAUGAUUCUCUCUUAAUACCUUUGAUUUUGAAAGAAUAAGCAUUAAAGUGUCUAAAUACUUCUGUCCGUAUUUUGUUUACCUCAGAAAAUUACCUCAGAACCCCCGGAGAAACUAAUCCCGUCCGGAUAGGGCUUUAGAUACCUAUUGGUUUCACCCUUAUUUUAAAACGGAUUAAACAACUAUGGAAGAUGUGUCCAAAUGCUUUUUGGGGCCUUUUUGUAUCUACCAUCAUUACCAUUGCCUGGCUAUGACGUGUACAGUACAUCCAUAACAAAUGGACAGUCUCUUAUAUAGUCGUACAUAUUCAGUGCAGCUAAUCCUCACUCAGUAGCCACAUUUCUAAAAUGAAAUUAGAAGGAAACUUAUUUAUGGAGCCAUAAAAUCCCUGGACUACAGACUACAGCACUUUCCUCUAUGGGUUCCCUGUAGACUGUUCUUCACUCUGCAGUCUAGUGCUGCUGACUCAGUGCAGUAAUGUUGAGCUGAGGGAUGUUUUAACUUAUUAUUAUUCUGUUCUAACAGAGCUCUGGGGACUCUUUUCUCCUCUGAAACCUUAUCUUAGACUUGUGACUCAUCUUUUUUAUUUUUUAUUUCCUGAAUGUCUUUUUAGUUCUUCAUUGCCAGAGCAGUGCUCGCAGGAGUUGCCUGCUUUUCCUCAUAAUAUGCCUAAUCUUUAAUUGCUGUAAGAUUGAACUACUGUUUUUCAGCUUCAGUCCUGCAGUAAAGUGCACUGCAGUUUAGAGUUAUCUCUGCUCUAAUGAUCUAAUGCUUUAAAUUGGGACAAUUGACUUAAUGUGUUCUGGUUGGAAGAUGUUUUUUUUUUUGUUGGUUUGAUUUGCAAGGUUUUCCAAACAUGGCCAUAUUUCACCAAGUAAAAUUCCUUAAAUAGUAAAAUCA
Messenger RNA from Astyanax mexicanus (Mexican tetra), 6528 nucleotides. RefSeq names its product low density lipoprotein receptor-related protein 3 (gene lrp3). Gene Ontology annotation, molecular function: protein binding. Gene Ontology annotation, cellular component: plasma membrane. The coding region runs from base 814 to 3375 and encodes 853 amino acids. The transcript is spliced from 8 exons. NCBI's taxonomy places the organism in Eukaryota, Metazoa, Chordata, Actinopteri, Characiformes, Acestrorhamphidae. The record is from RefSeq and is a predicted model, not a curated record.